Messenger RNA from Phascolarctos cinereus (koala), 1808 nucleotides. It is a transcript of the gene FCGRT, whose product is annotated as Fc gamma receptor and transporter. The record is from RefSeq and is a predicted model, not a curated record. Gene Ontology annotation, molecular function: beta-2-microglobulin binding. Gene Ontology annotation, cellular component: external side of plasma membrane. Lineage: Eukaryota; Metazoa; Chordata; Mammalia; Diprotodontia; Phascolarctidae. Gene Ontology annotation, biological process: immune response.
CACUGGGCCUACAGAAAAAGGCUAGGACAGUCCCCUUGGAGGAGCCCCCCUCUGACGGAGUCACCAGCAAAGAGAAAGGAGGGCUCUCAGUGCCCAGCCUCAGGCCUGGGGCCCCUUCUGUGUCCAGCGGAGGUCGAUUCUUCCCCCGAAUCUCGCCUGUCCCCAGCACUAGCCGGAACCCGAGAGGGAGCUGGAUAUCCUGGGAGCUCCGGAGGCUCCUCCCAGCAGGUGUUUCCGCAGUUGCUGCUGCUGCCCCUCCCCUGGAGGCUUAUUAUUUACCUCCGGAGUUCAGACCCCACCCCCCACCCCGGGGGCAACUGAGGGGGCGGAUCCCGAUGGAAGCCCAGCCCCUUCCCCUCCUUAGUUAUCUGGGCUCUCUCCUCCCUCUCACCCCCCCAGGAAAAAGCAUACAGAUCCACACACAGACAGGUAUACAGACAGAUGAACGUCUCAGAAUGGGUAGGCCCUCUUCCAAGCCCCAGGGUCUCCCCCUGCUACUACUGUUGCUGUUCCUGCCAGGGCUGAGAGUGCUGAGUGCAGAGGCACCGUCCUUGUUCUACCAGCUCACUGCAGUGUCAGUUGCCCCUCAGGGGACCCCGAAGUUCUGGGCCUCAGGGUGGCUGGGUCCCCAGCUCUUCCUGACCUAUAACUCUGGUGGCAAUGCUGAGCCCUGGGGGGCCUGGCGCUGGGAGCCUCAGGAACCCUGGUUUUGGGAGAAGGAGACAUGGUACCUGAAAACCCAAGAACGGUUGCUGCAGGAAGCCUUGAGGCUCUCUAAGAAGCAGGGGGCCCACACUUUUCAGGGCCUGGUGGGCUGCCAACUGAAAACCGACAACUCAUCUCAACAUACUGCUCGAUAUGCCCUGGAUGGGGCGGACCUCUUGACCUUUGACCCUGUGCACAGAGUUUGGGUGGGAGACACUGUGGAGGCCCAGAAUGUGAAGAAAAACUGGGCCAAUGAGAGCCAGCGGGCAGAGAAGGACGCAGAAUUCCUGCUCAUCACCUGCCCCGAGAAACUCAAAAGUCACCUGGAGAAAGGCCGGGGCAACUUCCAGUGGAAAGAGGCCCCAGAGGUGCGAGUUGGAGGCCACGUCGGGCCAGGGUCCACCUGGUCCACUCUCACUUGCCAGGCCUUCUCCUUCUUCCCACCCGAACUGAAGUUGACCUUCCUUCGGGAGGGGAAGCCAGAGUCAGAGCACGCAAAGGGAGUGGAGCCAUGGCCCAACGGGGAUGGUGCCUUUCAUUCCCGGGGCACUCUGAUGGUCCCCUUUGGGGAUGAAGCGCUCUACAGCUGCAUGGUCCAACACCCUGCACUGGCCAGGGCCAUCACUGUGAACUUCGAGGCGUCUGGCGGACUACCCCUCCCCAUAAGAGUCAGCCUGGUGGCAGGCUCCUUGCUUUUCCUGGCGUCCCUGGUAGCCGUGGUGGCUUGGGUGGUGAUCUACCGGAAGAGAGAAGGACGCCCAGCUCCAUGGAUUUUCCGGCAGCGUGCAGCAGACGACGUGGGGUCCCUGCUCUCAGCCCCAGGCUCUGCCCAGGACUCCAGCCCCUAAGAGCUGGGUGUCCUGCCUGUCUGCUGCCGACCCCCCCACCCCCAACCCGGGGUUUAUGUACCUUUUCCGCCUUUGCUGGGGGUUGUGUCUGGGUGCUGUGUGAUGCCCGGAUGGAAUAUUUUCUUCUCGACCCUGCUUCCCGCCCCCUCCCCACCCCUGGCCCAUUCCAGGCAGCCCUCCUGGAUUUCACCUCUGACAGGACAGAAAUGUUGAUAUACUCUCCCAAACAAAACAAGAUAUUGUUGGGUCCAGGUC